GCGGCUUUUCAAGCGAAAAAGUUCAAAGGAAUAACCAACCAACACGGGCUAGCGGCAAUGCUGAUGCUGUUGCUGCUAUCGAUCGACUCGGUGACUUGCCGACCUCUCCCUACCGACGACUGGCAACGAUCAGCCGGCACAAACGGCAUCGUACCCAAUGACACUCUGCUGCCUUGCGUCGAAUCGGCGGAUUGUGUAGGACGCGUAUUUGGUUCGCAUUCGGAAGACGUUUCGAAAUUCGGUAACGUUCCGCCAUGCAUUUCUUACGGCUGGGUUCGAUGCAUUCAACAUGCUGGCCCUGUUAUCGACGAUUCUGCUCACGGCCAACUCGCUCCUCCACCUAAACUCCACUAUUAUCCUAAAGAAAAGCAUACGCCAAUCGUCGAGCCGUACGGUACGCAUUCGCAGGUUUCGCCGCGUCAAGACCACGUCAAAUACAAGACGUCCAAUCGACCAGCACAAGAAGAACAUUCGAUUGAACCAGCUCGAUAUGCAGCAGUCAAUAAUCAGCGAAUCGAAUGGCACAACUGGGGCCUUCAGCCAAACGAAGCGGGAAGAAAACAGGAGCGUCAGUUUGUUGGUGCGGAAAGUUUAGCGAUACCUGCAGAGAAACGAGCGAGAUUCAACAUGGGCGUCUUCCAAUUUCAUCAAACUUCGCCGCCGCCUCUUGUUAAUAAGCAGACGGUUGAAAAUAUCAGGGGUAAUCAGCCAAGCCAAUGGCAUGAAUCUCCAGAGCUUGGUGGGCCAACGGAGCGACCUGUCGAAUUCCACCAUGGCCAGCAGCGAUUUGAACAAUCACCUGAGCAGCUUAUGAAAGCGGCCAAGUUUGGCCAGCAGAAGAAAGAAGAGCACGGCGUGCGCACCGGCCAAAAUCAAUUGACUCACACAGUUGGCUAUGAAUUUCUUGAUAAUAACUUGGCGGAGCGUCAGCCAUCGAGGCAACACAACAAACCCGAGCAGCCUGUCCGUCAAUUUGCCGACGAGCGUGAGCAGAAAAGAAUUGAAAGGCCGUUCGAACAUCAUCCGCAGAGCGGCCAACGAGAAAUAGCCGAUGCGAUUCAACGAUUUAUUAAGGUAGCUCCAAAGCCUGUUGAAGUCCAUUUGCGUGAAGAAUCUAAUGGGCUCUUUCAAGUGACACCCCGUGCCGAACCAAUUCAGCCAGGUGAGCGGCUAAUGAGUUCUCGACCGUUUGUGGAGCUACCUGAUGUCCAACGAAAAUUAAACGAACCUUCACAAGGGUUUGACCGGGUUAGUCAACAGCUUGUCGAACCAGCUCAGCAAAAACAAUCUGUCAGACGGCCUGACAUGGAAAGGCAGGGCUUGUCUCAAGCCACUCAACGGCCGCUUGAAUUUCAAUCACCGGCUAAGCCUAUUGUCCAGCAGCCAAUGUCUUUUGAGAACGUACAACAACGUCCAUCUGCAAAGCCUCUGCAUUUCGUGAAAGAAACGGUCGUUUGGGUUACGGGUCCUCCACGUCUGCCGCAAACAACUGCACGACCAUCACCAGUGGAGAGGCUGGAACAACCGGCUGCCAAGUCGAGUUCAUUGAUCGCAUCACCUGAGUUUAUCGAGCCGGCCAAGUCAUCUCUGGAGAGCCUCUUGAUUCGAUUCAAUUCGGCUAAGGACACGCAGCAGGCCGACGAACAAUUAACGGCUUUGUUAAAAUUCUUCGCUAUGCCAGCCAAUCAACCAGCCAGCCCGGACGAAGCGUUAACCGACUCUUCAGAUGCAGCGCCACCUUUCACCGGCAAACACGAAUCAAAUGUCGUUCCCUUCAUCGCCUUCUCCGAACCACUGCCUUUGGAACCGGCUUCCAAUGCGUUGUUCUAA
Molecule: messenger RNA, 1830 nt
Organism: Daphnia carinata
Lineage: Eukaryota; Metazoa; Arthropoda; Branchiopoda; Diplostraca; Daphniidae
Exons: 1
Coding region: 58-1830 (590 amino acids)
Source: RefSeq, a predicted model, not a curated record